AUGUUUGAUUUUGAAGUUACUUAUGUACCGGGCACAGAAAACAUCCUCAGCAAUGCUCUCUCUCAUGUCUACUCAAAUGAUUUGGCGGGUACAGUCUGUGCACCUGGUGAAUACACUGAGUACGAUGACACAGGAUUCUCGAUGAAAGUCACACUAUCCGUCAUCAGUGCACCUGUGCUUGUUGGACCAGAAGCUGAGUCUUCAGUGGUGAACUAUGUUGGAUGUCGUUCCAAACGUGUCCGUGAACGAGAAGGAGCUGAAACUGGGCGCCCCGAGACAUUGGAUGAAUUUGCCGCAAGAAUGAAAGAGUCGUUCAUGCUGCAAGGACCUCAGCUGGAGGGUGCGAGUGCUGGGGGAAAAGAGAAGGGCAAGAUGAGGGCUGUGGCUACUACCCCAAGCACAGAGAAGCUUACCAUUAGGCUUCCCGUGCUGUCAAAGUUGACGUUGGCCUUGGGCAAUGAUGCAUCUAAAGAUAGCUCACCUGAGAAUAACAUGGCAACUGAUACCGAGCUUGCCAACUCGGAGCCCAUCUCAGAUGAUUCCGUGGGCGCUAAUUCGGGCGCGUUAGACGAGAUUCCGCCAUUGGACUUAAAAAAGGAUAUUAGUGGCAUUGAUAUCCUUAAGGAAAUAAGGAAUAAUUACAGCUUGGACACUGUGUUUAAACCUGUAGUUGAAAAACCAUCUGAGUACAAGAACUUUGAUGUCAAAGAUGGCUUAGUUUACCUAAAGCAAGGUGACAGGAAGCUACUUGGCAUUCCCAGCAUCAAGGUUAAUAAUAGAAGUGCUCGGGAAAUCAUCAUUGCAGAAGGACACUCUGUGCUCGCACGUCUUGGAUUCAAGAAAACUUAUGAUUAUCUUAGGGAAUCUGUAUGGUGGAAGACCAUGUCCCAGGAUAUACAGAAGUAUUGUGACUCAUGUAUGACCUGCAAGCGCAGUAAGGAUGGAAAUCAAAAGCCUUAUGGAUUACUGAACCCUCUGGAUGUUCCUGGACAACCCUGGGAUGCCAUUGGUAUUGAUUUCAUAGGACCAUUACCAGAUUCUCGUGAUCGCGAUGCUGCUUACAAUGAGAUCACAGUCAUAAUUGAUCUGUUCACUGGGAUGACCAAACGCAGCAACCUUGCUGUUUCCACCACUGUCGACACCACCACUCCUCUCCCCUCCUCUUCUGACACUGCUCCUUCCCUUCCUACCACCAACACCGAUGUCGACAAUGCUCCUGCUUCCCCUCUCACACCCAUCGACCACACUACUCCCAAUGCUGAUCCGACCUUUGACCCUACCAUGGACAUUGCCUCCACAGCUCCCGUCGACGCGAUGGCUGCCGUCUCCAUCAACGACAACAUAGACGCACCUCAGGACACAAACACAGUGGACAUGAUGGAUUUCGACACAUCCACUACUGUCUUCACUGUACCCGUUGAAACCGCUGCUUCGGUCUUCGUGACGACCACCCCUGCGUUGAUGACAGCUACCCUUCAAUCGACCCCUGGCUCUCCUCAUACCACAGCCAUGAGCAUCGAUGAUGAUGUUGCAUCACUCUUUGCUGACUUUGCACUGACGCCUCCAUCUGCUCCCCACCUUCCGCGUGGUUUUAACAACCAGCCAGUCACAAACCUCUCGUACCCGGUAACAGGUUUCUCGUGGAUUUUCAAGAUUGGUUUUGGUGAUUUUCGUGUCACCGAUGACAGCCACAUCAUCCACUCAAUCAGCGCAUCGCAGCUAAAACAGUGUCUCAUAUUUCAUCAGAUCGUCAGCAAGGCCUAUGCACGAGGGUAUGCACACCAGGUUGAGAACCUCAUCGAACCCAUUGGAUACUGGGAGCUCGUUGCCUACCUCAACAACGACCACACCCAGAGCCGGAAAUUGGCUGUCAUCACCCAAAAUGACACCGUCACUCACUUUGCCCCCAACUUCGGUCCCGACAGCCGCUUUCCCCUCGAUGUCGACUUCCCUGAUGGGGAGACAGUCAAGGAUUUGCUCGAACAUCAGUAA
This is a messenger RNA of Cyclocybe aegerita, 1992 nucleotides long. The record is from the annotation of a GenBank genome assembly. Lineage: Eukaryota; Fungi; Basidiomycota; Agaricomycetes; Agaricales; Hemipholiotaceae.